AUGGCCGAGAUGGCAGCGAAGCAGACAGGCUAUCUCCUUAAGCCAUCCAUAGAGGCUUGUCUUUCUUCAAAUCUUCGUAUUGCGGAUAUAGGAACAGGAACCGGCAAAUUUCUUCAACGCCUCUCCGAAUCAUAUCCCACCGCACUUUUGGGUGGCUUGGAUAUAUCGCCUGCGCUUUACCCACCGUCCGGCACGUUACCUUCCAACAUCAGUCUCAAGGUCUUGGACAUAAAACAACCAAUUCCUAACCAUCUUGUGGGGAUUUAUGAUGUCGUAUACGCUCGGAUGCUGGCCGCUGCAAUACAGCCAAAUGAGUGGGGGAACAUAGUCCGAAAUAUCUCUUAUCUGCUGAGACCAGGAGGCUACCUACAAUGGGAGGAAUACGAUUUUGUCGGGGUGAAGCAUCUACGUGGUGGUUAUGAUUCGCGGGUCGAAACAGCACGAUUCAUGGGCAGAUUAUUUCGCGAUGCACUCAAGGAAAAUUUUGCAUAUGGCUGGAACAUUCUGGCCGAAAAAAUGCAAGCGGCCGGAUUUAUUUCGAUUGAGACUGACAUUGUGAGCUCUGAUAGGGUACCUCAGACAAGAGAAAGGUUAUCGAUGAAUGGCAUGCGAGCUAUCUUUUCAUGGGCACAUUUGAGAACCGUCAAGGGAGCGCCGGGUUCUCAUACAAGGGAGGAAAUUGAACAAUAUGGAAGUGGAAGCAUACUCAGACAUCAAAUCAGGAUGCUAUGUGAGGUUUGA
Molecule: messenger RNA, 741 nt
Organism: Lindgomyces ingoldianus
Lineage: Eukaryota; Fungi; Ascomycota; Dothideomycetes; Pleosporales; Lindgomycetaceae
Exons: 2
Coding region: 1-741 (246 amino acids)
Source: RefSeq, a predicted model, not a curated record